AUGUCCACCGCUGCUUCUGCUUCUCCGGCAGCGUCUGGGCAGUGUUGCGUCCUCUUCUUCUGCUCGCCGGAAUGCCAGAAGCUCGUCUGGCCAGCUCACAAGCGCGUCUGUGGAAAGUCGCCCAUCGCUCUCCCGCUCCUCACGCCUGAAGAGGCCGCAGAGACCAAGGCCUACAAGCACAAGCCGAUUGCUUGGUUGGACGACACCGGCACCCGCAAGUCGAUCGCCCAAGCUUUUCAAGCGAACAUCAUCGACUGCAUCACCGAGAAGCACCCAGCCGCGCUCGCAUACCAUGCAGCCAACGAUAUGCAGAGUCAGCAGAUCCUCAUCAUCACGCGUCGCUUCCGCGCCUACCACUUCUAUGCAGCGCAUCCAGACGCCGAAGCUCCACCGACAUACGACGGAAUCGGUUCUUUUGACUGGAACCUGCUGAUGCCGUUCCUCGAUGGUGUCGAGCUCGAUGGUGGCGAAGGUCCCUCGCAGAUGUGGCACGCCUACCAGGAAGUCCUUCAAUUUCUCGACAACGACGCUGUGUGGCUUUCCGAGGCCACCACUGCCGACUUCAUCCGCGAUUGCUUCGACCUGGCCAUCUCGCCGCGCAGCGCACCUCUUCCCGGUUGGGAUUGCCUCCCUUCUGCCUGCGGGCAGUUCCCGGAAGGGCGUGACUUCAUUGGACUGCACCCUGUUGUGUCCGUGUCCCGGAAGGCGUUCGUGUAG
Rhodotorula toruloides NP11 is the source of this 717-nucleotide messenger RNA. RefSeq names its product zinc finger, MYND-type domain containing protein. NCBI's taxonomy places the organism in Eukaryota, Fungi, Basidiomycota, Microbotryomycetes, Sporidiobolales, Sporidiobolaceae. Bases 1 to 717 code for a protein of 238 amino acids. The record is from RefSeq and is a predicted model, not a curated record. The transcript has 5 exons.